AUGGAGAAAGCAGAGACAACUCGUCGAGGAGUCUGGGAUGAAGAGGUGUAUUGUGUAUUGAAGGAGAGAGCAAAAAGCACAAAAGGCUGGGGACGCGCAGAAGAGGCAAAGGCCGAGGCACGAAAGAAAGCUCCCUCUCCCAUGUCCGGCGCGCCACAACACGACACACCGCCACAUACCGCGCCACACACACGGAACCCCCCACCCCGCGUCCGGCGGACUGACGCAGCUGAUCAAUCGGGCGUCGGGCGCCGCAUCUUUCCCACGAUUUCCGGAUUCUGCCCUCCCUUCUACACCACCUUUUUUCAGUCUCUUCUCACUCCAAAGAAGUAA
This is a messenger RNA of Pseudovirgaria hyperparasitica, 333 nucleotides long. RefSeq lists its product as uncharacterized. The transcript has a single exon. Lineage: Eukaryota; Fungi; Ascomycota; Dothideomycetes; Acrospermales; Acrospermaceae. The record is from RefSeq and is a predicted model, not a curated record. The coding region runs from base 1 to 333 and encodes 110 amino acids.